Myzus persicae (green peach aphid) is the source of this 2425-nucleotide messenger RNA. Its product is annotated as tRNA (adenine(37)-N6)-methyltransferase. The transcript is spliced from 5 exons. NCBI's taxonomy places the organism in Eukaryota, Metazoa, Arthropoda, Insecta, Hemiptera, Aphididae. The record is from RefSeq and is a predicted model, not a curated record. Bases 323 to 1399 code for a protein of 358 amino acids.
GUAAACAUCGGCCGACUCCCAACCUGUAAAUCUUUGAUCUUGCGUAUUAGCAAUAUUAACAUGAAAUUAUUUCUGAAUACUAACUAGUAACUACUGACCCACGACUGUCUAGACACGUCUUGUACAUUGCCUAUAAACUAUUUAAAUCUAUUAUUGUUCUGUGAUUAUACUCUAAUUGUACUCGCACUAGUCAUUCCUUAGUAGUUAGUACUUGAUUAAAAACACAUCAGAAUAUCAAAAUCUGUCAUACUGUUGAAAUGUUGUAAAGGUAGCCUGUAACUUUCAAAAUAGUGAAAAGUAAAUUAAAUAUCGAUCACAUAGGAUGGCGUCUGUGUACAGUUCAGAAACAAUUGAUGAUGUCACAGAUAUCACUGAAAGUUUGAAACAGUUGUCUGUUGCCAGAGCCCAAAUUAAUUCAUUGAGAAAACAGAACGAGUCUUUAAAAAAACAGUUGAAAGAAAAAGAUUUGAUUGCUUCAAAUGGACCAAGCACAUCCAGCAGCUCUGAAAAAAUAGAACUAUCCAUUAUAGGAACAAUAAAAACAAAAUUUAAAGAACGUAGAUGUGUACCUCGGCAACCUGGUCUCUGCCCACUAGCCCAAGCUUGUCUGACAAUUUCCAACUCUAUAUUCACUAAUCCUAACCACGCUCUUGAAGGCCUCUCAGAUUUCUCUCAUAUGUGGAUUUUGUUUCAUUUUCAUAAAAAUGAAACCACUCAUGUUCAUGCUAAAGUAUCACCACCCAGAUUAAAUGGAUUGCGAACUGGUGUACUUGGCACUAGAUCUCCACACCGACCCUCACCAAUUGGUUUGUCUCUAGUGCAAAUUGAUAAAGUUGAAGGAAAUUCUGUGUAUUUUUCUGGUGUCGACAUGAUAGAUGGUACUCCAGUUCUCGAUAUCAAGCCAUACAUUCCACAUUAUGAUGCUCCAGCUACCCUCAGAUCUGACCAACAAGUUUCAUUAUUUGAUAAUGGUUCACAUCAAAUACUAUUAGAUCCAUUGACAUCUGACCGAGAAGCACCUGACGGAGAGGAAACUGAUGCAUAUGAUAUGCCUCUUUCCCCCCUACACACAAGAGUCAGAGUACCUCUGUGGAUUACUGAACCACUGAUGCAACAACUAACAGUGGAGUUCUCGUCAAGAGCAAGAGAAUUUUUAAACUCAUUGGAUACUAAUGAUAUUGAAGUAACUAUAGUAAGCAUAUUGAAAGAAGAUCCUCGGUCGGUUUAUGUCCGCGAACGUUAUAGUAAUCAGUUUUAUACAUUCUUAAUUGGAGGCUAUCAUGUGAGUUGUAAGUUUGAUGAUACUAAACACACAAUAAGUGUCUACAGAAUAUCAUACGUUGAUAGUAUGGAGAAUGUAGCUGAUCAAGAAGGAGCCCAAUGUUUGUCUAUAGGUUAAUUCAUGAAUAAUUAAUAUUAAUUUUAACUUUUAUAUUUUUUUUUACAAUUAUGUUCCUCUUUUACGUCUAUCCCUAAUUUGAAACAUUAUUAUACCAUUUGUAAAAUAGUUAUUGUGUGUGAUAGUGUGGUAUGAAAAUUGAUCUUAUUGUUUUUCAUACUAUACAAAUGAUUAACUAUAAACUUAAGUAGUUAGAUGAAAUCUUAUGACUGUUAUCAUUUUUAAUUUUAAUAUAUUAUAUUAUUAUGAUUGUUUUCUUUUCCUUUUUAAUUGAUUGUGAUUAAUAAUUAUUUAAUAAUAAUAGAGUAGUAAAUAGUAAUAAACUAAAUAUUAUAGUGUAGGUAUUGAUUUAAAAGAUAAAAUAUAUAAGUGUAUAAACGUGACAUUAUAUACUAGUGAUGAGAAUAUAAAUAAUUUUAGUGUAUUGCACUAUUACCUAUAUGCCUUAAUGGCCCGUAUUAUAAAAUAUGUAAAAUAUUAAAAUAGAAAUAUUUUACAUUCAUUAGUAUUUGGUAUUUAAUUAUCAUAAUUAAAUUAAAGUCAAAUUUUCUUAUUAAAAUAGUAUUUCUUACUUCGGUUCAAUAUUAUACUAGCUUUUCCAAGUUUUGUAUUUCUAAUUGUAAUUUUAUUUUAACCUUACAUGUCUUUUUAUAUUAUAUUUCUACAUUCAUAAUUAUAAUUCUUUAAAAAUAAAAAAAAUGUAUGUAUUAAAUGUUCAUUAUAACUCUAUUCAAGUUCUUACACAUAUUUGGCCAAAAACCAGUUUUUGUCCGACUCAGGUCAGGCAAUACCAAUUGCCCUCACAUAAUUAUUGGCCAUAUGCCUGUUGUGUUUAUUUAACUAUCACAAGUUGGCCACCGAGUAUGUUUCUUAACUUGAAUAAACGUAUAGUUAAUAUAAUAUGUUGAAUUAUAAUUUUCUUGUUUAAUUAAUUGUAACUAAGAUUAUACAAAAAACUAAAUUCUUCUCCCAAAAUACAAAUGUCCAUUGAUAAUAUUAAUAUACAACUUAGGUACCUAUUAAAUA